Messenger RNA from Cydia strobilella, 4094 nucleotides. RefSeq names its product chaoptin-like. The record is from RefSeq and is a predicted model, not a curated record. Gene Ontology annotation, molecular function: protein binding. Lineage: Eukaryota; Metazoa; Arthropoda; Insecta; Lepidoptera; Tortricidae. Bases 314 to 4015 code for a protein of 1233 amino acids. The transcript is spliced from 6 exons.
AAGCGGCGCGACAAGCAGGCCUGGGUACCUGAAAGGUGAAGCUGAAAGCCCGCGCGGUCGGGCCGCCCACCGAGCGGCCUUCGGGCCUUCGCCAGUUUCACCGUAGCUGCCGAGGCGACCCGUCGCGCGCCGACAUCUUGCCGCAUGUUCGUUCAUCCGUACAGUGCGCAACUUUAACAUGGUCAACAACUCGCCGAAAUUAUACGACAAAAGUGACUAAUGAGUUCUACGGAACGCCGAACAAAACGCUUAGACUUCGGAUCUGAAAAUUGCAAUGGUGUUAGUGAAAUGUGAUUAAUUGCUAACUAUUCUGAUGGUGUUGGGCGAUGCGUGCGUGCGCGCGCUACACGGGGCCACGCUGCUGGCGCUGCUGGUGGGCCCGCUGGCGGCGCCGCGCCCGGAGCCGUGCGCCGGCAGCCCGCUAUGCUCCUGCCGCGACAAGCACAUGUCCUGCAUCGCGGUGCCGCUACACCGCUUCCCAGAAUGGCCUCAGAUAGAGUUACAACACUUGGAUAUAAGCAUGUCAAAUCUGGAAGUCCUAUCAGAGAGCGCACUGGAUGGCCUAAAACUUCAAACCCUAGUAUUAGUAGCAAACAAAUUACAUAACAUCGAACCACAUGCAUUUAGUUCCAUGGCUGUUACACUUGCCUCUUUAGAUCUCGGAUACAACGAUUUCACAGAAAUACCGCAACAAGGCUUGAAAGAUUUAAAAGUUUUAAAUUGGUUGAAUCUGCAGAACAACAACAUAGCACAUGUCGAACCUGAAAUUCGAUGGCAUCACUUAGAAGACACAUUGACGAGUUUAUCUUUGAGCAACAACCAAGUGUGCGCACUGCCGCCGCGCGCGCUGAGCGCGCUGCGCCGCCUGCUGCAGCUGGACCUCGAGGGCAACCUACUGCGCUCCAUCAGCCCGGACUCCUUACCUCCCUCCCUAACCCUCAUCAAGCUCUCCAAUAACUUUUUACACAAAUUCUCCUGUGAUUUAGUUUAUAAUCUCCCUAGGCUACAAGGUAUACAAUUACGACAUAAUUUUAUUAACUUUGACCACAAUUCCACUUGUUCGAACAACAAAACCAAAAAAAUAGAGAAACUAGACUUGAGUAAUAAUAGACUAAAUGACUCUACCGAUAUACUUAUACUCCAAGAAAUCCAAAUUAGGCAAAUUAUUUUAGAUCUCAACGAACUAACAAUAGUUCCUAAGUUAGUGUAUGCUAAGAAUCGUGUAGAGAGAUUGUCUAUCUCGUACAAUAACCUUAAAUAUAUUUACAAUGACGUAUUUUUAUCAUUGAAAAACUCAUUGGAGCACUUAGAAGUGGAGCACAACAAAUUGUCCCACUUGCCGGACAGCCUGGCGCAGGUCACGCGGCUCCGCCAUUUAUCUCUGGCGUACAACCAGUUGGAGGAGUCGCCGCCCCUCCCCGGCCGCCUCCAGACGCUUUCUCUGGCCGGCAACUUUUUAACUGCCAUGCCCUCUUCGCUUCAAACACUUGAACCGGGUUCCAUUCGUUACCUCGAUUUAAGCUAUAACAGGAUAUCUAAUUUGAUGCCCGAUGAAUUCCGAGACUGGGCUAUUGCUCUAGCGACUAUCAAUUUGAGAGGAAACAGGAUUGCACAGAUUUAUAAGAACGUUUUCCCAGCUAGUAUGCCAGUAAAAGAAAUUAAUUUGAGUUUCAACGACUUGUACUACGUUCAUCCGCAAUCUUUUUCGAAUGUUACUAGCUCCUUGCAUGUUUUAGAAUCAUCUUCCACUCUAUUUAGUGGUUAUUUUCCGUUCGAAAUAGACGAAGGUCUAGUAAACCUUAGUUGGCUUUCUUUUGAUAACAAUGAUUUUCAUAUACUGAGAUUAACAGACAUAGCGUUACUGCCGUAUUUAAAGUUUUUAAAUCUAGACUAUAACAGGAUCGUAGACAUAGUUAUCGACGAAAGUCAUCAAAAUGUCACCUUAGCUCUAAACAGCAUAAGAAUUUCCUAUAAUUUUAUAAGUUCAAUACGAGGCCGAACAUUUACGAAUAUGCCUGACUUGAGAAACUUAGAUUUAUCUUAUAACCGAAUCAAUAACUUAACUAAGCACAGUUUCACCAACUUACCGAACUUGAGAUAUUUAUCUCUGGCUGGGAACAUAAUCGAUUCGAUGGAGCCGGAAACCUUUGCUAAUUUGCCGAAACUAGAAAUAUUAGAGCUCCAAGGUAAUAACUUCACGUACUUUCCGCUUCAUUCGUUUCUCAACGUUUCUCAUGCCGAUAUUACGUUUACGUUAAAUGUCAGUAGAAAUAAUAUUAGAAGCAUAGAUGGCCAUUCCACAGUUUCCGUAAAUAUAUUUGACUGUUCACACAAUGAUUUGCAUGAAGUGCCAAAUAAUAUCUUCCUUGUAUUUGAGUCCACAAUACGACAAAUUAUUCUUUCGCAUAAUAAAAUUAUGCAUAUUUCGAGUGAAGCGUUUGGCCAAGCUGCUCAUUUAGAGAUACUAGAUUUGCAUAAGAACAAUAUAAACUCAAUUAAAAGAAAAUCUUUUAGUGAUUUGUUUUCAUUACAAAUAUUAGACCUUUCUCAUAAUGUCAUUUCCCAGCUAGCAGUGGAGCAAUUUAGCAAUUUAAAUAGAUUAAGAUACCUGAAAAUGGACCAUAAUAACUUAAGACUCCUUCCUAGAGAUGUAUUUAAGAAUACUAUGGUCGAACAUCUAGAUCUCAGUGUUAACGAGAUCUCAAUAUUCCCAAGCACUGCUCUCUCUCAGAUUGGCUUCACUCUCAGGUAUCUAGAUUUAUCUUACAACCGAAUUGAAUAUUUAGAUAGCAACAUAUUUCGUAACACACAGUUUCUAUUAACGUUGAACUUAGGUCACAAUUUACUUACAGUUUUAUCCGAUAACACUUUUUCCUGUCUCGGAGGUUUGAGUCAGCUCGACUUAAGCUUUAAUUCCAUAAAAGCAAACUUUAAAGAGUUGUUCCACAACCUCCCCAACUUGCGGCAUUUGAAUCUUGCAAAUAUAAGUUUAAAAUCAGUGCCUUAUUUACCAUUGACGAACUUAACGAGUCUCAAUUUAACUUCAAAUUUAAUUAACAGUUUUAAGGAGACUGACGUUAAACGGCUAGUGAAUCUUCGCCACUUAGACAUUAGCCAUAAUCGUCUUACCUCUCUGGUGCCAAAGAUGUGGUCGCACUUAAAUAAUUUAAAUAUUCUUGAUAUUUCAUUUAACCCUAUUAUAAAAAUCUCGCCAAGUAGUUUUAAAUGGUUGAGCAACCUAUCUCACUUAAAUUUGAUCGGUCUCAAGCAUUUAGAUAUAGUUGAUCAAGAUUCCUUCCGCCCCUUAAUGUCUCUACGGUCUCUGAGCAUACAGACGUGGUCCACCAUAAACCAUUCCACUUUUCGAAUCUCUAAUAUUACUUCGGCCCUUCCUUCCCUUUACAAGUUGAUUAUACACUGGACUGACGAUGUAAUGGACGAUCAGCUGCAUGGAAUUGAUGCAAGAAAUAUUCGUUACUUGGAAAUUCGAGGAUCGAGGCUGCGUAAAAUAUCAGACGAAGCCUUCGAGCCAUUUUCGAGCAGUCAAGAGAUGUUUAUUCGGAUAACAGCCACCUCCCUGGCGAAGUUGCCGACGGCGCUGAUGCGGCACCUCGGACAGGUGCCUCAGCUGGGCCUCGACUUGAGCUAUAACCAGCUCACCACACUAAAUCCGGCCAUUUUCUACCCGAACUUUACAAGCUGGAGUCAUGUAGCGACUAAGCUGUUGUCAGGCGGCUUGAUUCUGUCGGGUAACCCACUGCGUUGCGAGUGCGAGCUGGCGUGGCUGGGGGCGUGGCUGCGGCGAUGGCUGCAGGAGAACGAGGCAGGCGCGGAGCUGCGACGAGCCGUGCGCGGCGCCACCUGUAAGGAUCAGCUCGGCCGCCGCGUGCCGCUGCUGCAACUGCGCGCAGACGAGGCCGAGUGCCACGCCAGCGCUCUCUCCAGUGACGCGCAGCCAAAAUACACGCACGCAUCCUUCAUCCUCGCUUUACUUUGGACUCUUAUCUUCAGAUGAUGUUGUCCUAACUAGUCAUUAUUGUAGAUACUGUACAUAUAGUUUUAUCACAAUUUUAAUGAUAAAGUUUGCAUUUUGA